Schistocerca nitens (vagrant locust) is the source of this 1688-nucleotide messenger RNA. RefSeq names its product dual specificity protein phosphatase 19 (gene Mkp). Gene Ontology annotation, cellular component: cytoplasm. Bases 13 to 636 code for a protein of 207 amino acids. Gene Ontology annotation, molecular function: JUN kinase phosphatase activity. NCBI's taxonomy places the organism in Eukaryota, Metazoa, Arthropoda, Insecta, Orthoptera, Acrididae. Gene Ontology annotation, biological process: protein dephosphorylation; regulation of MAP kinase activity. The record is from RefSeq and is a predicted model, not a curated record. The transcript has a single exon.
GAGAUGUGUUAAAUGUUUAUAAAUCUUGCAAUGAGCUUCUUGAGUAGUUUAAUACAAAAAAAGCAACAUCUUCGGCCUUGUCAAACCACAGUAACUUCUCCAGAUGGCAGAGUUCACAAAGAGAUUAUUAAAGAUGGUAAAUGUGUGCACUUGCCACAGACAGAUUCAUUAGCACCUGGCUAUGUUGUUGAUACAAAUCCUGAUCUGAAGGUUGCUCUCGUAUUACCAGGUCUUUGCUGUGGCUCCCAGGAUGUUGUACAAGAUGUUAAUCUUCUUCAUAAUUAUGGAAUAACACACAUAUUAAGUUUAGGUGUGAGAGUUGAACAGUUUGAUGGUUUUGAGUAUAAAUUUGUUGAAGCUCUGGAUCUACCUGACACAGACAUUGUAUCAUUUUUAGAGCCAAGCUUUGAGUUUUUUAAAAAAGUGAAAGACAGUAAUGGAUGUGUGUUUAUUCACUGCAAUGCUGGUAUAUCUAGAUCUGCUACUGUUGUAAUAGCUUACCUCAUUAAAGAAUGUGGUAUGACAUUUACAGAAGCAUUUGCAUACUUGAAGGAGAGAAGGGAAGCAAUUAGACCAAAUGAUGGGUUUAUCAAACAACUUAAACAGUACGAAAAUUCAUUAAAAACCACACUUUAAUAGUAUCAACAUUGAUAUAAUAUAUAAUAAUCUCCAGUGUAAAAACAAAUUUGGAAUGUGUGCAAAAAUAUAAAUAAUUAUAUAAUGUAUGUAUAUAUUAAGUACAUCAGUAUAAAUUAUCAGGUCCCCAGUGAAUUCAGUAUGAGCAAAUUCUUACAGUAUUAAAACCCCUUCAGAGUCUCCAAAUUAAAACAUUGUUAAAAAAGAAUUGAAAAGUUUAAAUAUUUUUUACAAAUAUACAUUUCAUAUACAUUUUCCAUUACGGUUUGUACAUUCUUGUUACAUUGGCUAAGCCACUAAGCUGUGGAAUGGUACACGAUGACUUCUGCACCUUAGUUCAUUCUCCAUUUAAGGUUUUUUUUUUUUUUUUUUUUUUUUUUUUUUUUUUUUUUUUUUUAAGGAAAAACAUUCAUUAACACAUUUUGUUCAUUGGCAAUGAAUGCCAUAAAUUGACAUUGUGAUGUUGUAGUACUGUGACUUUUAUGAUUACAAUAUCCUGAGUCAUCAAUAUCUUAAUGGUACAGGGUGUUAUGUAUAAGAUCUAAGCCUGCUGAUUAAAAAUACUCUCAACUUCAUGAUAGAAAUCCAUUUAGAAGUUAAAACUGCUGUGAUUCAAAUAAUUCCUUUAGGUCACAUUCAACUGAGAUUACAUUACAGUGACGAAGGUGCUGCUUGUGAUGCAUAAAUUUAUUUGGACUGAUUAGUUUUCAAGAAAACAGAGCAUCCUUGUUCUUGAAUAACAGCAACAUAUUUUAAGUAAGCAGGGUUAUUUUAUGAACUCAGCAAGAGGUCUUAUGUUACUAAUACUCUACCAACAUAUGUAAAUGCCUAAAAAUAAAUGCUAUUAAUACUGAGCAUACACCAACAAGGAAUUUCCAUUCCUUACAUAAACGUAAGAAAACAAAAUUAGAUGCUGAACAUCACAGCAAACAAAAAUGAGGAAAGGCACUGCUUGCCUGUAGCUGAAUGUUGUAUGGCAUGUCCCCCACCCCCCUAUGAAACACACACACACACACACACACACACACACACACACACACACACACACACAC